AUGGAGGUUCCCCCUGUGCAUCCCGGACCUGCAUCUCUAGAGCUACUUUUGCUACAAGCCAACCAUAGGUCUACAUACAUAUGGGAUGGGCAAUGUUUGUCCCAGACAUUCUGCGCCAGGCGUAUAGACGAUAUGUGGGAGUUCAUUAGGGACCACCCACUCCAUCCCCGUAUAGUGAGACGUCUUCAGGAUACAGGUUUCUACGGGAUCAUUGAGAUAGGCCGGUUUCAGUUUGACUGGCCGUUUAUCACGGCUAUGAUAGAGCGGUGGCAAUCGGAGACGUGCACAUUUCAUCUACCCAUCGACGAGGCUACUAUCACGCUUGAGGACGUGGAGGUUCUUUUCUGGCUGUCGGUUGAUGGAUUACCUGUAGCUUACCUGUAUGCACUUAGAGACUAUAGGGGAUUGGAUUACCUGCAUAUGUUGUAG
This is a messenger RNA of Nicotiana attenuata, 429 nucleotides long. Its product is annotated as serine/threonine-protein phosphatase 7 long form homolog. The record is from RefSeq and is a predicted model, not a curated record. The transcript has a single exon. Gene Ontology annotation, biological process: meristem maintenance; meristem development. Lineage: Eukaryota; Viridiplantae; Streptophyta; Magnoliopsida; Solanales; Solanaceae. Bases 1 to 429 code for a protein of 142 amino acids.